Molecule: messenger RNA, 2701 nt
Organism: Xenopus tropicalis (tropical clawed frog)
Lineage: Eukaryota; Metazoa; Chordata; Amphibia; Anura; Pipidae
Gene: dpp3
Product: dipeptidyl-peptidase 3
Exons: 18
Coding region: 153-2357 (734 amino acids)
Biological process (GO): proteolysis
Cellular component (GO): cytoplasm
Molecular function (GO): dipeptidyl-peptidase activity; metalloexopeptidase activity; zinc ion binding
Source: RefSeq, a predicted model, not a curated record
ACUUUGCUUCUUCACUGAAUGGGUAAGGGCAGGCGUUACGUAUACAUGUGGGCGGAACCACAGCAAGCGUGGUUGGUGCUGUAACCCGGAAGUCUGGUCGUUUCAAUUUUUGUCAAAAUCCUGAACAGAUUUGAAAAUCUCUUGCUGUGAAUAUGGUUGCCCCAUCACAGUAUGUCCUACCCAACAAUCUUCCUGUUGCUCUGCUUGACUGCAAUGAGGCCUUUCUGUUGUUAUCAGCAGAAGAGAAGCUGUACACCCACUAUCUGUCACGUGCAUCAUUUUAUGGAGGGUUGAUUGUCCUAUUCCAAACCUCUCCUGAAUCUCCAGCCAUAUACAUCCUGUUGAACAGACUUUUUAGGAGUCAAGACCCUGGUGAACUGAGGGGUGUGGCUCUGAGCCAUGAUGUAAACGAGGAGGAAUAUCAGGCUCUUCUAGUUUAUGCUGCUGGAUUUUUUGCCAACAUGGGUAACUACAAAUCAUUUGGGGACACAAAAUUUGUGCCUAAUAUCCCCAGGGAGAAAUUAGAGAAGGUCAUACGUGCAAGUAAUGCUUUUGCCAAAGAUCCUGAAGGAAUGGAGUCAUUGUGGAAAAUGGUUGCAGAUCACAUGUAUUCCCUGGAGCCAUCCGAAAGGCAACUGGGACUGGGUGACCAUGGGAUAACUACUUAUUUCUCUGGAAACUGCACUUUGGAAGAUGCCGAACUAGCUCAGAGAUUCCUGGACUCAAAGAGUCUUAGUGCUUACAACACUCGGCUGUUUAAGACCCUGGAUGAAUCUGGAAAGAGCCUCUAUGAAGUGCGCUUGGCUUCUGUAAACAAAGAAGAGAGUGCAUCUCCACCAUCUGAUUUGUCUGAGAUUUUGGGAUCAGUUGAGUUUGAAGGUCAUCAGUUCCGUGUCACGCGGGGUGAUUACUCACCUUUGCUACGCAGAGUAAGAGAGAACCUGGAAAAUGCCAAGGCUUAUGCAGCCAAUGACAACCAGAGGCAAAUGCUAGACGAAUAUGUGCGAAGCUUCCAGGAAGGAUCAAUCAAAGCACAUAAAGAGGGGUCUAAAUAUUGGGUGCAAGACAAAGGGCCGAUAGUAGAAAGUUACAUCGGGUUCAUUGAAAGUUAUAGAGACCCAUUUGGAUCUCGCGGGGAGUUUGAAGGCUUUGUGGCUGUGGUCAAUAAGUCAGUGAGCGCUAAAUUUGCUCAGCUGGUCUCUGUUGCUGAGCAACUUGUUUCCUCUCUCCCGUGGCCUGCUUCCUAUGAGAAGGAUGCCUUCCUUAGACCAGACUUCACAUCUUUAGAUGUAGUGACAUUCAGUGGAAGUGGUAUCCCUGCUGGAAUCAACAUCCCAAACUAUGAUGACAUUAGGCAAACAGUUGGAUUUAAGAAUGUGUCACUAGGAAAUGUUCUUUCUGUUGGAUCUGCCACUGAAAGGGAGAAGCUGACAUUUUUGCGUGAAGAAGAUAAGGAUUUGUUCCUAAAGUUUCGGGGCCCCUCUUUUGAAGUACAGGUUGGACUUCAUGAACUACUCGGCCACGGCAGCGGCAAACUGUUUGUGCAGGAUGAGAAGGGGGCAUUGAACUUUGACAAAGAAACUGUCAUCAAUCCAGAGACUGGAGAGCUGGUCAAGGGUUGGUAUAAAACUGGUGAAACAUGGGACAGUAAAUUCUCAACCAUUGCCUCCACCUAUGAAGAAUGCCGAGCAGAAUGUGUUGGCUUGUACCUUUGCAUCAACGAGGAAGUUCUACGUAUAUUUGGACAUGAAGCUCAGGAGGCACAAGAUGUUAUAUAUGUGAACUGGCUAAAUAUGGUGAGAGCUGGACUGAUGGGACUGGAGUAUUUUACACCAGAGACUGGCCGUUGGCGACAGGCUCACAUGCAGGCUCGCUUUGUCAUUCUUCGUGUCCUCUUGGAGGCAGGAGAAAAUUUUGUAACCAUCACACAAAAAGUUGGAGCUGAUGGGCGCCCUGAUGUACAAGUCACACUGGACAGGGAAAAGAUUCUGAGUGUGGGCCAUCCAGCCAUCCAGCGCUUUUUGCUUCGACUGCAGGUUUAUAAAUCCACAGCUGACGUAGAGCGGGCCCGGGAGAUGUACGAUGGUUACUCUACUGUUACAGAUGCAGAUCCAUACCAGUUCCUCACACUCCGUGAUAUUAUCAUUUCAAGGAAGGAGGAACGCAAAUCUUUUGUUCAGAUAAACACACGAAUCACAGGUGACAGUGUUGAUACACUGCAGUAUGAGAGCAGCCCUUCUGGCUUGAUACUUUCGGUCUUGCAGAGGUUCCCUGAUGAUGAGGAAGAACUGGAACGAGAGAUGCUUGAGCUUAGCUGUGCUGAUAGCCAUUUCUGGGAGCAACAGGGCAGUAGAUAAUCAAUGGCAAUGAAUGGUACAGGCUUUGACACAGAAGAAGUUGAAACUACAAUCUGCAUAUGUCCAACAGCUAAUAUAGAGCCAUUAAGGUUCAGAAGGGUUCAUGGGUUAAUGCAGUUUCACUGUGGAUUUGCAACAGGGUGGGCUAAGAUUCUGCAAUUGAGAAGUUACAAACACAAAUCUCAGGGGCCUAAAAAGUAAAUUUCUGUUUUCAUAAUGGAAAACUUAACUUUAUAUUGCGUUAGAAAGAUCUGGGUGAGUAGGAAACAUCACAUUGCCAACCCAAGUGGAACUUUGAGAUAAAAUAUUGUGGAAUAAAAUUGGAUGUAAUAUUAAUGAAACCA